This is a messenger RNA of Microstroma glucosiphilum, 2281 nucleotides long. RefSeq lists its product as hypothetical. The coding region runs from base 105 to 1913 and encodes 602 amino acids. The record is from RefSeq and is a predicted model, not a curated record. Gene Ontology annotation, molecular function: histone acetyltransferase activity. The transcript has 4 exons. Gene Ontology annotation, biological process: regulation of DNA-templated transcription. Lineage: Eukaryota; Fungi; Basidiomycota; Exobasidiomycetes; Microstromatales; Microstromataceae.
CCUCCCUUCUACCAACUCCCACUUGCUCAGCAUCCACCCAUACCAACCAUCGCCACUGCUGCAACGCCCACAGCGUUGCACAUCGAGGGCAUCAUCGCGCCGACAUGGCCCCUCGAUCAGCCUCUCAGUCAGCCACCCCAGCCGCUGGCCAUUCAUCUCCUUCGCCAGCAGGGACAAGCGACCCGACUCAGUUGCCUUCGGUGUCUCCCGGCGGCACAUAUUCCCUCGAAUCCAUUCGACCAGGAUGUAAGAUCUUUGUACAGAAGCCCGACGCCGCAACUGGAGAAAUCGAACAACGGCGCGCCGAAGUCCUAUCGCGGCGUGAGAAGUACAGGGGCAGGGUGAAGAGGGGCGAAGAGAAGCCAGAAGUAAAGGUAGAGGACAAGUAUGAGUACUAUGUCCACUAUGAAGAAUUCAACAAGAGGCUGGACGAGUGGGUGGGCGGUGGAAGAUUGAUCAUCAGCAGGGAGGUGGAAUGGCCCAAACCCGCAGAUGCUAUGGCUGCCAGUGGACACGGUCAUGGCCAUGGUGGUGCCUCUGGCGCAGGACAGAAGAAGAAGGCUGCAAACAGCAGAAGCGGAUCGAGUACACCAGCGAACAAGGUAGCGGGAGAAGCGCCCAAGGACGAUCUUCUGAGGAAGGCUGCGAGGAAAGCGGCCAAUGAAGCUGCUUCCCAAGCCGCUACUCAGCAGCAGCCUUCCGGCCCAGAGACGCCCAGCAAGAGGAGACAUGGCGAGGCAGACGGAGGGGACGGGUCGUCUGAUGAAGACGGAGAUGGCGAAAGCGAAGAUUCGCCCAUGGCGAACGGGGAGAGCCCUUCGCAAUCCCAAGUAGACAACGACGAUGGAGCAGUGGUGGCCAUGGAACUCUUAGGGGAUGAAUCGAUGGACGUCUCCCAACAGGGAGGUGCCGUUGCAACCGCCACUGCCCAAGCAAAUGGCGACGAUCCCGUCACGGCCAGCAACCAGCUCAAAAAGGAGCCCAUCAGCAAGGAAGCAGAGAUCGAGAAGCUCAGAACCUCUGGCUCAAUGACCCAGUCCGUCUCUGAAGUGGCUCGAGUCAAGAACUUCGACUGUAUCCGCAUGGGAGCCCAUGAGAUCGAGACGUGGUACUUUUCUCCAUACCCGAUCGAGUAUGCUUCGAUGGGUAUGCUACACAUUUGCGAAAUGUGCCUCUCCUACUACCCCUCUGCAUACUCACUGAAGCGACAUCGAACCAAGUGUACGCUCACCCAUCCGCCUGGAAACGAGAUUUAUCGCCACGAGGACAUCUCCUUCUUUGAGAUUGAUGGCAGGAAACAGAAGACAUGGUGUAGGAACCUCUGCCUCCUUUCCAAGUGCUUCCUGGACCACAAGACGCUCUACUACGAUGUGGAUCCGUUCCUCUACUACGUCAUGGUUCAGCGAGACGAUACGGGGUGCCACACCAUCGGUUACUUCUCGAAGGAAAAGGAGUCAGCAGAAGGAUACAAUGUGGCUUGUAUUCUGACACUGCCGCAGCACCAGCGAUCGGGCUUCGGUAGACUACUCAUCGACUUUUCCUACGAGUUGAGCAAGAGGGAACACAAGUUGGGAAGUCCCGAGAAGCCCCUGAGUGAUUUGGGUCUGCUCGGCUACAGGGCGUACUGGGCAGAGACAAUCGUAGGAUAUCUCCUAGACAAGGGAGACGGCGAAGAGACGUCUAUCGAUGAAGUUGCCUGGAAGACUUGCAUUACCCAUGCUGAUGUGCUGCAUACCUGCACAUCGCUGAAUAUGCUGAAGCAGUUCCAGGGCAAACAUUACCUCGUACUCAAUGACCAGGUCCUGGCAAAUCACGAGAAGCAAAUGGCGAAGAGGAAAAGGAGGAUCAAGGGCGAGAAUCUCAGUUGGAUACCGCCAGUCUUUUCUCGAGCACAAUUGCAAUUUGGCUGGUAGUGCCAUCUGCUGCCCGUUGCUCAUUUGCGCUACUGUACAUCUACGGAAGUGGUCAUAUAUCCCUGUACACCACCGCUUCAAGCAUCAUCCUCCGUCCCCCCUUGCCUUGCUACGCCAAGCUGUUGUAAUAUUAUACCAAUCCACCUCAUAAGCUUCCCUUGUUGACCUGACAUCGCCAAAGCACUUUGGAUCCACGACUCUUUACCUUGCGGCAGACUCCUUCUCCACUUCUGCAGGCGUCUUUGUCCUCAGAGACAGGGCAUGAAGACCGGAGGCGAACUCUGCGGGGAGGAGGGAGUUGAUGGACCGAUGCCUUGCUAUCUGCGUCUUUCCGCUGAAAUCAUCCGAGACGACUUCAAUGUAGAAGU